This is a messenger RNA of Cynara cardunculus var. scolymus (artichoke), 1229 nucleotides long. RefSeq names its product deSI-like protein At4g17486. Lineage: Eukaryota; Viridiplantae; Streptophyta; Magnoliopsida; Asterales; Asteraceae. Gene Ontology annotation, biological process: protein deubiquitination. Gene Ontology annotation, molecular function: deubiquitinase activity. The transcript is spliced from 4 exons. The record is from RefSeq and is a predicted model, not a curated record. The coding region runs from base 268 to 1014 and encodes 248 amino acids.
UGUUAGGGUGUCGUUACUUCUUUUUAUACUACCACUCUCCUUCUCUUCUCUCUCUCCCCUCUUACACACACUUGUGUGUGUUAAUUGCCUCAAAAAGGCUUCGGGUUUCUGAAUUCUCAUCCGAAUUUCGAUUUUUUAUAUCGACAGAAAUUUGUCACUGUGUGUUGAUGAUUCCAGUUGUUCUUUGCAUUUUCCGAUGGCGAUUGUUCUUCUACUCUGAUGGUAUUUAGGUGCUGACUGACUUCUGGCUGCACCGCUAGAAGCACCAUGAAAUUUGUAACAAAGAAAGGACUGAAAUCUAUAGUGCCACUCCGUUUGAAAGGAAAAUCAACGGCUCGUUUUUGUUUUUUCCCGAGAAUAAAAGCCGAGUAUGGACCAGGAAACACACCAGUUUUUCUCAAUGUGUAUGACUUGACUCCUAUGAAUGGCUAUGCUUACUGGGCUGGCUUCGGCAUCUUUCACUCCGGCAUGGAAGUUCAUGGUGUAGAAUAUGCAUUUGGAGCUCAUGACUACCCAACUAGUGGUGUCUUUGAGGUCGAACCUCGGCAAUGCCCAGGCUUCAAGUUUAGGAGGUCGAUAUUAAUUGGGACGACAUGUCUGGACCCUGCUCAGGUCAGAGAGUUCAUGGAGCAUCAUGCUGCAAACUACAAUGGUGACACAUAUCAUCUAAUCGUCAAAAACUGCAACCAUUUCUGCAACGACAUCUGCUACAAGUUAACUGGCAAGCAAAUCCCCAAAUGGGUUAAUAGAUUGGCCAAACUGGGUUCAGCUUUUAGCUGUGUAUUGCCGGAAGCCCUUAAAGUGUCUGGGGUGCAACAUGAUCCCGGUUGCAUAGCAUAUGAGAGUGGGAACGGGAGUGAAAAUGAGAAGCGAAGGCUAAGAAGCAGUAGUUUUAAUUGCCUAGCAUCAGUUUCAUCAAGGCAGAGACAUUUGUCAACAUCUUCAUUGAUAUUGCAGUCACCUCUGAAGGGGUGCUUACCGCCAUGGGAGUUGAGACGAUCAUGCGCUCAAUGACUACUGGUUAGAGUCGAUAUUUACUUAAUCUCUUAGCGGUGGUUUGAUGGUUAGUUGUGUAUGUUGUAAUCAAAACUACCAGAAGGUGUCUGUCUAGUAAGUGGAGAAGUUUAGUGUGUCUAGUAACAUGCACCAGUAGAGAAGCUGCUUAUAUCACUCGCAUUCUCUUAAUCUGUUCGGUUUCUCUUGCAUCAGAAAACACCUCGAGGUUACCU